Messenger RNA from Caenorhabditis angaria, 2491 nucleotides. The record is from the annotation of a GenBank genome assembly. Lineage: Eukaryota; Metazoa; Nematoda; Chromadorea; Rhabditida; Rhabditidae.
AUGUGCGCAACUUUGGAGCAACUCGAAAUGUACAACUCAAAACUAUACUUUUGUAUUCUAAUUAUCAAUCUAUUUACAAUUGCCACCUCAUUAAUUGCAAUUAUUUUGGCAUUUCGAAAAUUAUAUCAGGAUUCGGAAUCGGUGAUGAAUUUUCCAACCAGGAUUUUUUUGGGGCUUAUUUUGGUGUAUGUUUUUAUGCACCAGUUGGCGUUUUUUGUGCUCAGGGUGAGUUUGCGAGCGCGGAAGCGCGAGUGUAGACCGCAAGCUUCCGCGCAGCGGCCAGUUCCUCUGCGUCUCUAACUUUCUAGCUGUCUGAUUCAAACUUCCGCCCUUUUAUCCCUUUCUCUGAGUCUCUAACUGUCUAGUUGUCUGAUUCAAGCUUUUAUCCCUUUCUCUGCGUCUCUAACUGUCUAGCUGUCUGAUUCAAACUUUUAUCCCUUUCUCUGCGUCUCUAACUUUCUAGCUGUCUGAUUCAAGCUUUUAUCCCUUUCUCUGCGUCUCUAACUUUCUAGCUGUCUGAUUCAAGCUUUUAUCCCUUUUUCUGCGUCUCUAACUUUCUAGCUGUCUGAUUCAAGCUUUUAUCCCUUUCUCUGCGUCUCUAACUGUCUAGUUGUCUGAUUCAAGUCUCAGGUCUCUAUUCACUUUCUCUGCGUCUCUAACUGUCUAGCUGUCUGACUUCUCUGUGUCUCUCAAAAAUUUUUGAGAUUGCUCAGGUUAAACUAAUUUUUCAUCCAGCUCCAAAUAAUCUACCAAUUCUUCAACAUCCUCUCCGAUCCUUGUAAAUCAACCUACACCGUCCAGGAAUGUUCAAUAAUAACCUAUGGCUUAAUCACUGGAAACACCGGAAUAAUUUUCAUCGAAUCAGCAAUGACAAUCGACAGAUUCAUCGCAACAAUCUUCAAAAAAUUCUACGAGAAAUUCAAAAAUCAAAUUUUGUUAAUUCUAGUCGCAAUCGCUAUUAUUUUCGACCUAAUUCUAAUUAAUUAUAUAUUAUCUGGAAUUAAUUAUGAGGAGCAAAUAAUUAAUUGCGGAUCUUUGCCAAGUGAAAGUGUUUCAAGAUUUGCGAAAUAUUUAGAAGUCUCCUUUUAUUUAUCGAUUUUUCUGAUUUUCAUGAAUUUUCUAUUGCUUUUUGUGAAUUCAAGAUCGGAGAAGAAGAUCAGGUGAGAUAAUAUUUUUAUUUUAAUAUGAGCAAUCCAAACAACCUUCUUAAGAUCUUUAAGAUCUUCCUACAACGUAAAUCAACGUUUCCAAUCAGUCGAAUCACUUCGCUCCAGUCAAGCUAUUUUUGUGGUUAUUAUGGUGCAAUUUCUGUCGAUGUUAUUAUACUCAAUUUUCACGAGCUUUUAUUUAUAUAUUCAUGACAAAAUUUCAACCCUGAAUUAUGGAAUUUUGUUGUCGAUUAGCUAUGUGAGUUUUUUUCUGUUUUUUUUACUAAUUGUUAAGAAUUUAAUUAUAGCUCUGAAAAAUGGGGAGUUCUGAAAAUGCACUUUUUUAGAAUAACAUGAUGAUAAAAAAUGUUCAAAAUAUAAAAUUCCACUGUUUCAAAAAUUUUAAAUAAGGUUUUUAUGGAAAAUCAGAGUUUGAUCAGCUUUAAAUUUUUUUCGGAAAACUUCAUGAGAAAUGAUAAUGAGAACAUUUUUUGGAAGGAAACAUUUCACUGUUUCAAAAAUUAUAGAACAUGAUAAUAUUGUUUUUAUAAACCCAAUUUUGUCGUCAAUAAGAUAUAUGUUUCAACGUUUGCCACGUGGAUUUUCAGCAGACGAAUGUGCUGAAAUUUUAAAGCAAAAAUUAUUUCACUGUUUCAUAGUGUUUUGAUAAUAUUCAUCAGGGAAUUUAGGGGAAAUUUUUAUAAAAAAUUUAGAAUUUUUAUCAUCUAAAUUUUUUACUGUUUCAAAAAUUUUUGAAAAUAUUUUGUGGGAAUUUAGUUUUGAUAAUUGCUUUAUACCCGAAUCUAAUAUUUUCUCUAUUUUUUCAUUUUCCUGGGAAAAAUUCCUUUAAAAAUUCACUGUUUCAAAAAUUCUAAUUCAAACCUUUUGACAAUUUCAUUUUUAAUAUGCUAACCACAUCAAUAUUGUUUCAAAAUAUCUCAAAAAAAUGUUUGCCACAUGGAUUUUCAAUGGACAAAUUUGGAUAGAUUAUCAUUAAAGUUUCAUUAUUUCCUGAAAUUCAGAUCACAAAAAAAAUUUCCAAAUUUCAAAGAAAAAAUUAUCUAGAGUUUUCACUGUUUUAAAAAUUGUUGAAAAUCUGGGGAUUUAUUGUUAGUUUUGCUGUCUCGAGUGAACUUUAGUUAUGAAAAAUACCAAAAAACUCUAAAUUUUCCCUAAAAAUCUUCCAGACUCCAAUCUACUCAUCGCUCAUCGUCCCAUUGCUCAUAAUCCGAAUGAUCCAUCACAUCAAACAAAAUCGCGCCUCAAAAAUCAAAACCAUGACAACAAAACACGAAUCCCAGGAAGAGCAUAUGAGAAAAAUGAGAGAAUUGUGGAACAAGUAA